Paramuricea clavata is the source of this 2680-nucleotide messenger RNA. The record is from the annotation of a GenBank genome assembly. Lineage: Eukaryota; Metazoa; Cnidaria; Anthozoa; Malacalcyonacea; Plexauridae.
AGGGCCAGGGGUGGUAGGGCUAGGGGUGGAAGGGCCAGGGGUGGAAGGGCUAGGGAUACCGGGGCCAACAAUAGUAGUAGUAAAUCUUAUGAUGACGCAGACAUUAGUAAUACCCUCCCUCCCUUUCAACCAAGCCGUCCGCCAGGAAUUCAUUUUGAUAGACAUGUCUUGCGGGGAGGAAUGACAACUGAAUUAGAAUUUUUUCAUCUCUUCUUCACCACCGAGAUGAUAAAAUCAGUUGUUGCCCACACCAACAGCUACGCAUUCAUGAGACUUGUAGCUGGGGGGUUCACCACAUACACCACUGGGGAGGGGGCCUGGAAAACAACUACUGAAGAUGAAAUAAAUCGUUUAAUUGCUAUUUUGAUUUAUUUUGGUCUGGUACGUGUAGACACAGCAGUUGAAAAGUAUUGGAGCACAAAGACCCUUUACCACGGUCUCUGGGCAAGGAAAAUACUUUCCCGUAAACGUUACAAAGCCCUUAUGGCAUUCUUGCAUGUGGUAGACCCCGCCGAAGAGGUUGCUAGCAAUAAACUGCGCAAGGUUGAGGAGUUUCUGGCAUCGUUCAAAGAGCGAUGCCGUAUGUUAUACCAACCAUACCAGAAUAUUGCUGUAGAUGAACGCAUGGUUAAGUCUAAGCAUAGGUCAGGGAUUAGGCAAUACAUGAAGAAUAAGCCUACAAAAUGGGGGAUAAAGCUCUGGGUAUUGGCAGAUAGUUCAAAUGGGUAUACAAUUGAUUUCAAUGUUUACAUAGGUAAGUCACAGCAUGAAGCACCGUCGCAGAAUGGCCUUGGUUAUGAUGUGGUGAUGAAGUUGGUGAAUCCAUAUUUGGGGCAGGGGUAUCAUGUAUUUUUUGAUAAUUUUUUUUCAUCCCCUAAGUUAGUCCAAGAUUUGUUCAUGAAUGGGACCCCAUCAUCAGGCACAUGUAAAAUUAACAGGGAGGGUUUCCCCGAAUCCAUGAAGGAUGUGAAGGUGUGGGCGAGGAAUUUGAAGCGAGGUAGCAUGCGAUGGGCAAGGGAAUCCAAUGUGUUAACCCUGCAAUGGAUUGAUAACAGGCCUGUUUCCUUGAUUACAUCAAUUGAUUCCGCGAAUGAUAAAAAGGAUGUGGAGAGAAGAACGAAAACGAGAGGAGUGUUUGAAAAGGUGAAUGUAAGCCAGCCCUAUGCAUUUCAUAGAUAUAACCAGUACAUGAACGCAGUAGAUAGGUCAGACCAAAUGCUUGCAUGUCAUAAUGUAUCUCGUAAGUGUUAUCAAUGGUGGAAGACAUUAUUCUUCCACUUAAUAGAUAUGGCAAUUGUUAACAGUUUCCUUCUAUUUCAAAGCCAUCGUAACAGUGACCCGGGUAAUCCGGCAUUGCAUCGUAAGUCCACAUAUACUAUGGUUGAUUAUAGGGAAGAGCUUGUUAGACAGCUUUGUGGGUUAGCAGAGUAUGAUAGACCUCCUGUAAAUGAGCAAGUGCAGGCUGUUCCUCCCCCAGAUCAGUUCUGUACUGCCCAUUUAGCUACAACAGCAGCAAAUGGUGUAAGAAGGAAUUGCGUUGUUUGUUAUGCAGAAGGUCGAGGGGAGAGGAAGGUUUCUACUUAUUGUAGUGCCCCUCAGUGCAAUAGGCACAUGCAUGUUGGUGGUGAGCAUGAUUGUUUUGUUGUAUGGCAUAGUAGGGAUUACACUGGUAGGAGGUCAUGAGUAUUUCUGCAUUUGGUAUUUUGGGUGGACUGAAACAUGUCCAACAUCAAAUUUGUCAAACGAAUGAAAUUUGUAUCAUAUUUUCCCAUUAUGAUUACAGGUCAUUCAUUGUAUGACAUACAUUUCAUUUUUUAAUAAAAAUUUUCCUUAUUAUUUGUGUUACAUUCAUGUAUAUUUAAUGUAAUUAUUUACUUUAUUAUUAAAAAUUAAAAAAAGAAGUGUGUUUCCUAAUGAAUUUGAUUGCAAGCGGUGUCGUUCAAUCUCACAAUAGUACUUUUGGGUGCCUGUACACAUUUUUUUUACUCAAUCAAAUGGGGAAAUUUCCCUUGAACAUAGUAGAACAUAAUGGUGUCAGCUACUUUUAAAAUUAUGUUGCUGCAAACAUUUGUUGUUUACCAGGGGGGGGGGGUGACUUUCCCAAUUCGGGUUGCCGAGUUGCUUAGAACCUUUAUUUUGACAAAUAAUGGAAAGGAUUUCACUGGAGAGAAUGUGGGGGGGGGGGGAGUUAAAUUCUUAAAGCCUACCCACUACCACUAUGUAAAAAAUAUAUAUAUGACUCUGGCAUGAUUACUAGAUUGGAGACAUGUCAAUGAAAUUGAAGGUAAGAUUCUGCCAUUUCUAAAGAGUGAACUUCAAAAAUUAAAAAAAAUAUUUUCUGUUAGUCAAUUAUUUUGAAACUUGGCACACAUAUACUAUAUAACCUAAGCGAACUUUUCAUAAAUAUAAUGCAUUGAAAAUUGUGCAUUGUUUGAUCUUAAUGACGCAAAAUGCAAAUAUUAUUGCCACAUUUUUGCAUAAUUUAAGCAAAUUUAUGCAUUUUUUGGUCACGUGUCACAUUUGAAAACGGAACCAACGUCAUCAAUCGAUAGCCGAAGUCAUGAGCUUUCCAACGAUGCAUUAUGCGCUUAAAAGGGUCAAGUACUCGCAGAGAAAAUCACACCGGAACAUAACACACCUAUCCAUCACGUGAAUAGGACGGUCUUAGCUUUUGUAUAGG